Molecule: messenger RNA, 1416 nt
Organism: Mus caroli (Ryukyu mouse)
Lineage: Eukaryota; Metazoa; Chordata; Mammalia; Rodentia; Muridae
Product: gasdermin-C-like
Biological process (GO): defense response to bacterium; pyroptotic inflammatory response
Molecular function (GO): phosphatidylserine binding; phosphatidylinositol-4,5-bisphosphate binding; phosphatidylinositol-4-phosphate binding
Source: RefSeq, a predicted model, not a curated record
AUGCCCUACAGUUUUGACCAGGCUAGCAAGGAUGUGGUUAAAAAGCUUCAAGGAAGAGAUCUGAGGCCUGUGGAAUGCCUGUCAUAUGCAACCAAAUUUCGCCUGUUUAACAUACUUCAGGAAACUUCUUCCCGGUUGGCUUUCAAAACUGAAUAUAUUCCAGUUGGAUUUACCCUUCUGCAUAUCUUGGAGCCCAAUAUUCCUGUUCCAGAGCCUGAAGUGUCAGCUCCCAUUGCCCUCAAACAUGACCUAUUUAUGGAACUGGAGGCUAACUUGGAUGUCCGAGACAGUGCAGGAGGAGGUGUAGGGUUUGAUAAGUCCGGUGGAUACGACAUCGAGGUUCAGAGUAAGAGCAUCCCAAAUCCAAAACUGGAAAGUCUUCAAAACAGAAAACUGUUGGAUCAGUUGCCCACAUUCAUGAAGACUUGCCGGACAGAUGGAAAGAACCUGUAUGUGGUGACAGAGGCCUAUGAAUUGACCAAAGAUACUGUGCUGGAAGGCACAAGCAAUGGCAAAUUUUCAAUCAAAGGGAUCAUCAACCAGCUGGUCAAGGGUGAAGCCAAGGGGCGAAGGAUGAGAAAGGAUUCAAUAAGUGUCCCAAAGGGUUCUGUGAUGGCCUACAAGCUGCAGCAACUUGUCAUUGAGAAUAACACUUGUGUCAUUCUCCAUUCUCAUCAUGGUAAGAAGAGGAUGACCUUUCCAGGCAUACCCAAGUAUGAAUCUGCUCCCAACCCUACUGACAGAUAUCUGGAGAUAAGCAUUGCGACAGGCCCGUGGAAAAAUGACAUCGAUCCAAUUGGAAGAAUAAAGGAGCCGGCCCAUCUAGAUUUCAGGUGCCUGCAAAAUGAAGUUUACAAACAAACAGAGCGACUGGCUGAACUCUCAAAGAAUGUUCAAGAAGUUGUGUUCUCCAGUUUCCUGCACAUGCUCUGUGAAGGUGACAGGAACGUCCUGUAUGACCUGAUGAACAAGCUGGAGUUGAAUCAGUUGGGGCAUAUGGGUGGCCCAGGUGGCAAAAUCCUGGAUGAGCUGCGAAAGGACUCGAGCCCUCCAUGGAUUGACCUAAAGGACCUCAUUCUUUAUCUCCUUCAAGCCCUGAUGGUGCUGAGCGAUACCCAACUCUGUCUGCUGGCCCAGUCUGUGGAGAUGCGGCUCCUCCCGCACCAAGUGGACCUGGUAAAGAGCAUCCUACAGCCAAACUUCAAGUAUCCCUGGAACAUUCCCUUCACACUCCAGCCUCAGCUUCUUGCCCCACUCCAGGGUGAGGGCUUGGUCAUUACUUAUGGAUUGCUGGAGGAGUGUGGUCUGAAGAUGGAGCUGAAUAAUCCCAGGUCAACUUGGGAUUUGGAAGCCAAGAUGCCCCUAUCUGCUCUCUAUGGUAGUCUGUCAUUUUUACAGCAACUUUCGGGAGCCUAA